AUGAAAACAAGAGCAACAAACAGGUGCGCGUUGGUCUGGGCACGUUGCGUCGUGUGGUUCGUUGCGAUCGAAUACGUGCAUGCGAGCAAAAAGUCAACCCUUCGAAGCGUUCGUCUGACAUUGCCACGCCUCCCUUCGGCAACAUUAUCCGGCUCCAACAGUGUAGCAGAUUUUCAAGCCCGCAGCAGGUGCAAAACGAACGGCACCACACCUCGUCGCGCCAUUCACGCCCCACCAAGCCACCUUCAUCCAAUAAUGCGAGACGAAACCGCUGCUAUGCGGGUACAUGUCGAUCCAGCAGCGACCACCGCCAACGACAAAAAGAACAGUUCGUCGACAUCUGAGCCGGGUUCAUCAAACGGAGACGGUACAACAUCUGCCGAGAUCACUACCUUACCAACAACUCCACAGAUUACGGAAUCGUCUCGAAAUCCUUCCUUUCAUAGCUUUAAUGACGUCGUAGAUUUAGUUUUUAAUCCUUUACGAUCUGUGAUCAGCCAGAAUCGGCGGCGUUAUACCGAGGAUGGCUUUAACCUCGACUUAACAUAUAUUACUGAUCGAAUAAUCGCUAUGGGUUAUCCGGCAAAAAGUAUUGAACGUCUUUAUCGAAAUAGCAUGUAUCAUACUGUCAAAUUUUUAGAACGUAAUCAUGCCGGACAUUACAAAGUAUUCAAUUUACGGGGAAACUAUUUUUAUAAGGUGGAGAAGUUUCAUGGUCGAGUGGGUCUGUAUCAUAUGAAGGAUCAUCAUCCACCGAGACUUGAUCUCAUGGAUCCUUUUUGCAGAGAGGUUGAUGAGUACUUGAAAGCUGAUCCACGGAAUGUGGUGGCUGUGCACUGCAAAGCUGGCAAGGGACGAACCGGUGUGAUGAUUUGCGCUUAUCUUGUUUCCAUGAAUUUCUACAAUCUGCCUCGUCAAGUUAUGGAUUAUUAUUCAAUUGUGAGAACUGUGAACAACAAGGGUGUAACGAUACCUUCGCAACGGCGAUACGUGUAUUAUUAUGCACAGAUGCACAAGCACAAUUUGGCUUACACACCAUUACGAAUAGAGCUUGUAGGAGUUUAUGUGGAGCGACCUCCACAACUGGGAGUUACUUUUAAAGGAGAUCUCGUUAUGCGUGUUGCUCAAGGUGAUAUAGAAAUGUUCACAGGAGCACCCAUUGCUAUAACUCGGCAGCAAUGGAAUGAAGAAGAGAAAUUGUGGGCCGGAAAGGUUCCAUUUGGAGAUGACAGCUAUGAUCCGUCGACGUAUUCGUUUGAUGCCAUGAAGACCUGCGUGUCAAGGCGAGCUUGGGGUUGGUCUGUAACCCAUCCCUAUCGUGUCUACUUGGAAGGUGAUGUACGUGUGGAUAUCUUUGCCGAAACACCAGCUGCUGGAUCUCGAUUGCGGAAGAACAAAAAGAAACACGAAAAGAUCGGCCACGUCUGGCUCAACACAAUGUUCACUUGUCCUGGCUCAUGUGGAGGUGGAUACCAGCAUGGCGACGAAAUGUCUCCAUAUCCAGAAGGUGCAACAUCAAUCACUGAGCGGCGAACAUCAGCAUCAUCGACAUCUGUCACCAGCAAUAUUGAAGCUGUUGCCAGUGCUGAGAUGCCUUCUUCAUCACCUGCGCCUGGUACUAUACAGUUUGAUGAUGUUCCUUGUUUGCGGCGGGAUGUGCGUGCUGUGUCGGCCGAGGGUGAUAGUGCGACGUUGGGUCUUGCCGUGAACGAACAGCGAAAAUCGAGUGAGCCGGUCGGCCAUCACAAGUCCUUCCUCACCAAGAUGAAAGCCCGCAAAGCGCAUAGUAGCGAUCCGCAUAUCACAUCUAGUGACCCUAUUAGUGGUAGUGAAGGCCACAAAAAGCGAAAGACACAGAGUUCGAAUGAACGAUGGAAGGCUACCAACUUGAAGCUGAAACUGCCACCUGGACUAGAGGAACACUGUCCUUCAUCUUCUUUAGCAGAUAUUUAUGGAGAUGCCAGCAAGGCGCCGCGUUAUGGAAUCGAGGAACUGUUGCGGAAUGCGCAUUUGUCAAAUAUCGUUCGUGAUUUUUACAACGAGCGGCGUCUAGCGCUUGCAACGAGAGGUGAACCUGUCGAAGCAGCUCCUGAGGGUCGUCCGGAAGCUUCUGGCCCAGCGUUGAUUCGACGAAAGCGCGACGAACAUGUGCACGUGUUUCCGUUAAUCGAAGUGGAUCGGGCUUUUAAAAACGAAAGCAUGCCACCGGGAUUUAAGGUCAUCAUCAUAACCAGAUGUAUACAUUCACAAGAUUUGGUGGCACAAGAAAAGGCCGAGACAGCUCUUGCGUAUGCUCGACGAGUUGCUGCCAAACAUGAAGAGGCGAAGCAGAGCAAGAAUAAAAAGAGUAUAAACUGCCCUCCUGCAAAUGUGCCCGUGAUUGGUUCUGGACCACUUCGUACAGCAACUUCAUGGCCAAAAUGUCCUUUGCAAUCGGAACAGUCUUCAUCUUCAUCCCUUGGCGCAAGCGUAGCAUUUCCCGCAAAACCAGAACAGUGGGAGCACACCGCCAGCAGUAGUAGUAGUGUAAGUGAGUGUGCUGACGAACCAGAUGAACGUGUUCUUCACAUGUCGGGUUUAAACGUUAAAUGUGAUGAUACGGGUGUAGUAUUUGGAAAUACUGCUGGUAUACGACCAGCCGUUCACGAAAAUGGAGCAACCGGCUGUGAGAAUUCAUCCAGCGAUUCCAGCGGUGAUCUAACUUCAGCAAUGGAUUCGACUUUUGGGGACGGUGUUUUAGGCACACCACCUUCACUGUAUUCUCCUGGAGCAGGCGAAAUAUAUCUUGGUGACAGCGAUGGCGGUGCCACAACGUCACCGCGAGCUAAACGGCCCAUGUUCUCGUAG
Molecule: messenger RNA, 2847 nt
Organism: Necator americanus (New World hookworm)
Lineage: Eukaryota; Metazoa; Nematoda; Chromadorea; Rhabditida; Ancylostomatidae
Exons: 22
Coding region: 1-2847 (948 amino acids)
Biological process (GO): phosphatidylinositol 3-kinase/protein kinase B signal transduction; phosphatidylinositol dephosphorylation; negative regulation of cell population proliferation
Cellular component (GO): cell projection; nucleus; plasma membrane
Molecular function (GO): protein tyrosine phosphatase activity; phosphatidylinositol-3,4,5-trisphosphate 3-phosphatase activity
Source: RefSeq, a predicted model, not a curated record